Fulmarus glacialis (Northern fulmar) is the source of this 1938-nucleotide messenger RNA. RefSeq names its product neural precursor cell expressed, developmentally down-regulated 4-like, E3 ubiquitin protein ligase (gene NEDD4L). The annotation marks the transcript as partial. Gene Ontology annotation, biological process: ubiquitin-dependent protein catabolic process; regulation of dendrite morphogenesis. Lineage: Eukaryota; Metazoa; Chordata; Aves; Procellariiformes; Procellariidae. The record is from RefSeq and is a predicted model, not a curated record. The transcript is spliced from 20 exons. Gene Ontology annotation, molecular function: ubiquitin protein ligase activity; protein binding; sodium channel inhibitor activity.
CAAAGAGAUCCUUCUUCAAGAUUAAGAUCUUGCAGCGUAACAGACACAGUUGCUGAACAGUCUCAAUUAUCCUUGCAGAGUGGUCCAUCUAGGAGAGCUCGUUCUUCAACUGUCACAGGUGGUGAGGAUCCAACGCCUUCAGUGGCCUAUGUACAUACUACACCAGGCUUACCUUCAGGCUGGGAAGAAAGAAAGGAUGCAAAGGGCCGUACGUAUUAUGUCAAUCAUAACAAUCGAACCACAACAUGGACACGGCCCAUUAUGCAGCUUGCAGAAGAUGGCAUGGUUGGGUCAACAGCAAACAGCAGCAACCAUUUAAGCGAACCCCAGAUAAGACGGCCUCGUAGCCUCAGUUCACCCACAGUAACUUUAUCUGCUCCACUUGAGGGUAUCAAGGACUCCCCCGUGCGCAGAGCAGUGAAGGACACCCUUUCCAAUCCACAGUCUCCACAGCCCUCACCUUACAACUCUCCUAAACCACAACACAAAGUUGCACAAAGCUUCCUUCCUCCUGGCUGGGAGAUGCGAAUAGCACCCAAUGGCAGGCCCUUCUUCAUUGAUCAUAAUACUAAAACUACUACAUGGGAGGAUCCACGACUGAAAUUUCCAGUGCAUUUGAGAUCAAAAGCAUCUUUGAACCCUAAUGAUUUGGGCCCUCUUCCUCCUGGUUGGGAGGAAAGAAUACAUUUGGAUGGAAGAACGUUUUAUAUAGACCAUAAUAAUAAAAUUACCCAGUGGGAAGACCCCAGACUGCAGAACCCAGCAAUUACUGGUCCAGCAGUUCCAUAUUCCAGGGAGUUCAAACAGAAAUAUGACUAUUUCCGGAAGAAGCUAAAGAAACCAGCUGAUAUACCAAACAGAUUUGAGAUGAAGCUACACAGAAAUAAUAUUUUUGAGGAGUCCUACAGAAGAAUCAUGUCUGUGAAGAGACCUGAUGUACUAAAAGCCAGGCUCUGGAUUGAAUUUGAGUCGGAAAAAGGACUUGACUAUGGAGGUGUGGCCAGAGAAUGGUUUUUCCUCUUGUCCAAGGAGAUGUUUAACCCUUAUUAUGGUCUCUUUGAAUAUUCAGCCACGGACAACUAUACACUUCAGAUUAAUCCUAAUUCAGGUCUGUGUAAUGAAGAUCAUCUGUCGUAUUUCACGUUUAUUGGUCGGGUUGCUGGUCUGGCAGUGUAUCAUGGGAAGCUAUUGGAUGGCUUCUUCAUCAGACCUUUUUACAAGAUGAUGCUGGGGAAACCAAUAACUCUGAAAGACAUGGAGUCAGUGGAUAGCGAAUACUACAACUCUUUGAAGUGGAUCCUGGAAAAUGACCCUACAGAGUUGGAUCUCAUGUUUUGCAUAGAUGAGGAAAACUUUGGACAGACAUAUCAAGUCGACCUGAAGCCAAACGGGUCAGAAAUCAUGGUAACAAAUGAAAACAAAAGGGAAUAUAUUGACCUGGUCAUCCAGUGGAGGUUUGUAAACAGAGUUCAAAAACAAAUGAAUGCUUUUUUGGAGGGAUUCACAGAACUUCUCCCUAUUGAUCUGAUUAAAAUUUUUGAUGAAAAUGAACUAGAGUUACUGAUGUGUGGCCUUGGCGAUGUUGAUGUCAAUGACUGGAGACAACAUACAAUCUACAAAAAUGGUUACUGCCCAAAUCAUCCUGUUAUCCAGUGGUUCUGGAAGGCCGUUUUACUGAUGGAUGCUGAAAAGCGGAUUCGAUUACUGCAGUUUGUUACUGGGACGUCACGCGUGCCUAUGAAUGGAUUUGCUGAACUUUAUGGUUCAAAUGGUCCUCAGCUGUUUACAAUAGAGCAAUGGGGAAGUCCUGAUAAACUGCCCAGAGCUCACACAUGCUUUAAUCGCCUAGACUUACCUCUUUAUGAAUCUUUUGAAGAUUUGCGAGAGAAGCUACUUAUGGCCGUUGAAAAUGCUCAAGGAUUUGAAGGAGUGGACUAA